CGUAUUCGGACUCCGCUCGUCUCCCGUGGGAUUGAUACACUGAGUGGUUGGUAGUGGCGGUUGGGGGUAAAUUUUUGGAGCAACAAAAAAGUGUGAACCCCUAUCACCUGUGUGUCUCCCCCAGUGUGACCACCCAACCCAAACACCCCCUCGCAGUCUAUCGUCUAAUUUUGCCCCAUUCUUCCAAGAUCCUAGUUUUUUGGGGCAUUUGUGGUUGAAGUGGUGAGAAUGAAAUGUGGCGACGACCAUCGCAUGCAUACUUUCACUCGUAGUGGUGCGGUUUGUUUUUCACCCGAAAUUUUUGGAUUACCCGUUUACUUGUCACGCUGAUGAAAAGAGUUUCACUAGUGCCACUUGAAGAAGUUUGAAAUUCCCAGGUUAAGUGCUAAACUGUAGCUAGCAGAAAUGAUAGUGUGUUAUGGAAUCUAGCAUUCUUGCCUAACAAUAAUAAAAAAAUCUCAACGUUAAUGAUGUUCACGAGAAUCGUCAAAAAUAUGUCUACACAACACUAGAGAGUGCGAUAAAUAAGGGAAAUUCAGAUUGCAAAGUUCCGGAAAAGUUAAUCUCAAUGUUAAUGAAUUAUGUUGAAAAUUUCGGCCCGACACAGGCGGCUCGGCAGGAGCCCAACCGGAAUAUUUUCGCCGUAAAUCAUCUGUGAGGGAGUGCGGGAGGUGCGAGAUACAUAAAGCUGGCAGUGACGGAGACGGUUCGGGUAUCUUCACCACAAGCAACCGCCAUCAAUUUUCGAAUCCGAGACCACCAAGAUCUGGAUCUGCUGAUUAGUUACUCUCAUUGGCGGAGGAUAUGUGUGGUUCGCCACAGCUGGUGCUGCUGGCUUAAUCAGAGCGCCCCGAAGGAAGAUUUUGUGUGCGUGCGUUUGUGUGUCGGUUCAGUUUAUCGGUAAUUCGUGCCGAAACCAGCUGCCAAUGGGUGCCUACGUGUGAGGAGUCAAGUGAACGCGCCCGCUGCUAGUGAAUCUAUCAAAGUCGGCUAUAACUAAGCUAGACUAAGUGGAACCCAUUACCCACUUUGGCAGCUGCUUCCCGAGAAAUACUAUCGGUUCGAAAAUAGAUCAGCGGUCGGAGAAACUCCGGUCCGUUCGGCGCGGUGGCAGUGGAUAAUUUAUGCGAGAAGCGUUCCGAGCGCGGAGCAAAAAGUUUCUAAUUCAAUUUACCGUGAAAGUGAAAAAGCUCACCGCGAAAAAGUGUGUUUUGGGGUGGAAUACUGGGAAGCAUCCAACUGUAACGGCUCGAAUGAAAAAUGAAGCUCUGGAGAUAAGAAUCGAUGUAAGUGUUGAAAAGAGCAACUCAUUGGAUUGCCAGUGAAUUUAUGGGGCAUUUAUACGGAAAAGAUCCAGGAAAGUGAAUAUAAAACAUAUGGUGGCAACGAAAUAGCUGUGUGGCCCAUAUGCCAGCGGUGCUGAUUUGGUGAUUCAGUGAUUUUUUUUCUUUCCACUCUGACAACUUCAUGAAAAUAGGCGUUUAAAUGGUUGUUCCACUUCUAUUGCUGACCAAUAAUAUUACAGCGAUUGGGGAUGAAAACAAUUGAAAGUGACCAUCAACGACAGCAAAACGAUGCAGCAACAAGAGAAACGACGCGAGCUGCGUUUGAAAAGGUUCUGGCGCACAUCGACCAAACCCCCCACUUCGUCGGAGGAUUCCGGCGGCUGCGAAAGUCCUACAAAACUAGGACGAAAGGCCUUCCAGCAGCAAACAAAUAGCAUCCACAGUCCGCCUAGGAAUCUGCCAGCAUGUUCGCUGCCCCUGCUGCAGGUUUGGCCCAGCCAGGACUCACCACGAGGCGAGGCGGACGGUCAGAGUUUCGUCUUCCCGCUGGCAGCUGACGAUCCCCAUCCGAGUGGGUACCAGCAGACCUCUCUGCAGCACCCCGCGGGUACCUUCCAUCAGUCUAGCAGUAGCAGCAGCAGUGACCUACGACGGAAUUCACUGUUCGUCGAUCAGCUGCAGGCCGGCGACUCUGGAAUCGACUCGGUUCAGGCGUCUCCGUCGCCGGUCGCCAUGCCUUGCCACCCCCUGGUAGUUUCCAAUGCAAUUUCACCGAGUACAACGCCAACGGCGAACUCACCGACGCUUUCGGUGGAACGCAACCGGCGGCCAUCGACGACACUGCUGCACCCGGACCAUGCACGGAUACUGGCAUUGCGACAACCUACAUCACCUGACCAAACAUCACUAGAAGACAAUACGGAAUUCAACGGCAUUGCAGGGAACCAUAUCUGCACGGCGAGUUCUAGCACAACCUCAUCAUUAACCUCGGUAGCAGUCGCAACCCUUGGACAGCACCCGCAGCGAUCAUCCGACCCCUGGUUGCGUCCCGAACGGGACAAGGAUCACCUCGAGCUGGACCAACGGCGCUCAUCUAUGAUGUCCGCCCGUCUCUCACUGUUCGACGCCCUGGACCUCGAGUACGCGCUCCUUCGUGCGGCUGCCCGUGGCUCAGUGGGGCCAUACUCACUCAGCGAGUCGCUCCACAAGCUGACCUUCACCCAAUCGCUCGCCUUUCCGGCACUGGCUCGUGGCUUGGCUGCGAAACGACGCACUUCCACGGAGCAAAGCUCAACCCGGCCACUCAACCCAAACGAGUCCGGUUUGAACACGUUUGCCAAGGUGGUUACCGCUUGUGUUCUAGUGAUGGUUAGCUUCCUGGUGUUUCUGGUGGUGUAUAAGUACGUGCGGACGUGAGGAUUGCUCCUGGCCCCGACCGAGGUCACGAUACAGGCGACCACUACGAUCGCUUCAUAUCAACACGUGGCCAACAGAACGCUAGCGUCGGGCGUCAGGAAGCUAUUCAACCUAGAAAACUAAUGUUAGAUAGUCGGUGUCAAACACAACAAAUAGGGGAAGUGGCGCUUUCGGUAAACAAGCUUUUAUCUUAUGACAUAGAAUAUACGAAUUGAAUUUCCGAGAUGAAAAAAAAAGUGAAGUGCAGUGAACUUCUUAAUCAUUAGUUUCGACAGACGGAAUCCGUCGCACUAAUUUUCAUCUUCCAAAUUUUUGCACCAUCUUUUAAAAUAACGCACUUUGAAACGACUAUAGGUUCAUCCGAUAUCGUAUCAAUUGUCGAUCACAGACAGAGCUAUCAUUUAAGUAUUGCAUAAACAUUAUCCGCCCGUUCAAUCAUUCAAUUAGUUCAACAAUAUAAAUAUUAGUGAUAAUCAAACACUUUUCCAAUCAGUUUCCACUUUAGAUAUUUCUUAGUUUAGUGCAUAAUCAAUAAAUCUACUGAUAAGUAACACCUUCUCAAUAACAAAAAGGAAUAUUAUAGGUAACAUAUAGGCAGAGAUAUUCAGAAAAAUCGGUUUCGAAACAAAUUGUUCAUUGGUAGGUAGAUUUUUUCGUCAAAUAUAUGCAUUAUUGAAACGACGUCUGAUGUGGAAUGAAGCAGUACGAACUCGCUCCACUUCUGGGAAGGUAUUGUGUUAAAGUACUCCUCAUUUGCCUAUUUUCGAGCAUGUUUCACGAAUACCGAAUACCGAACUGGGAUCACUAAAUCGGACAUUUUCGUUAUUCUAUCCCAUGUAGGUGAGGAUUUUCGCCAAAAACACUCUAAUUCAGAUGACAAUCUGAUGAAUGAAUGUGCAUGAGAUAGAAUUUCCUAACUCAGAAUUUGGCCUAUGUGAUGGAACAUUCUCUCGAAAAAAAUUAUCAAAAAAUAUUACUUCUUUUGGUAUUCUGGUCAUGUUUUGAACAUCUGAUGAUUCAAAUUGAUAACGUCCAUUAUAGAUCUUUAUACCAAACUUUAGUGGGUUUGAAUAAACCACACCAAACCAACCAUAGGGUGUUUUCGUAUCUGAAAGGUAUAUAUUCGUUUUUUACUAGGCGAACGCUCAUAAUAAUUAUGUCGACUGCAACAUCUUUUUACGAGCAGUUUAGAUGGAGCGCCCAGGUCUACCCAUGUUUUUGCACAUAGGAUUCUCAAAAUAAAUCCACUUUUCAUCCAUGUGACGUGCGAGCAAAACCAUACAUACACUACAUUUGUUAGCCAUCUAUUUUCUUCGCUUUCCAUACUUACACUUGAUAUUUUAACUAUAUUUUAGCUAACCCAAAAGCUGAAUGAUAUCUAUUGACGGUAAUCAUAUUAUUAGCUGAAAAUUAGUUGAAGGUGCAUCCCAACCAUUAAUGAAUGAAAUUAGGUACAUCAGGAUAAUUACAAUCAACCCUCCUCUCUGAACAAUAUUCGUUUUCCAAUGUCUUUAUGAUUUUUUUUAUUAAUCAUAAGUGAUCAGUAGCUUUAUCAGAUCUCUGGAUGAACUUUCAUCCCGGUAGAUUAAAUGCUUCCCGAUGUGAGCUUGUUCAUUUGGACAGCGAAUCAGCUUUUCUAAAAUCACGAAUUGUGUUGUUGCCUGUGAGAACCUUCAUGUGUCAGUUCUAAAUCAGAAUCACCGGUGCCUUUCCACGAGAUAAUUCAGUCAAACGGGUCACGGAAUCGUACCCAUUUUUUACGUAUGACUCGUUUUGUUUGUUCAAAUAGAAUCUAGCUGAAGUCAUUUCCCCAGUGAUAUUCGUUUGUUGUUACAUGACACAAGCGAGAUCGAGAAAACUCUGCUUCGAUUGGCACUCCAUGGUACAUAAGCAUACGAACCAAAGCGUAAUGAUCGCUUUCGGUGCCAAAAGUUUAUAUUCUUCUUUGCCUCUCAUUCGCCGCGUAUGCAUCAUGAAGCAUGAACCAUGCGGACAACGCGAGGCGAAUGAUAUUCAUACUCUGUUACCACAACUGAACCCGACCCAUAGUUGUCACCUAGUAUAACACUAGGUGAACGAACAGCUGGCUAGAUACUCAGGGAAAGGUAGUCAGAUUAUAGUUUAAUUUUUAACGCUUCUAUCCCUUGCCUUUUCCUACUAUACUUACUUUUUGGCUCAUCUCCCCACACCAAUGCUGUUCAGAGCGGAAUCCAUUGUAUCUCGUUGGUGCUGGAAAUGGAAAUAACCACGAACGAAUACAACGAAUGAUUCCAUUAGGGUCAUUUAAAGUGUGGUGCUUGCUGAAAAUCACUAGCCAAAAUCAAUUGUAUUCACGUUUGGAUAUCGCAAACAAAAUUCACUUUCGCGUGUCAAGCAAUAGAACCACCGACAACGGUAUCCCACGAUAUCAACACACUUUUGAUUGGCUCGUCACUCGGACCACGGCUUUUCUUCCAUUCCGAAGGAAGAAUGUCGGGAGUGAGAAUUGAACUCGUGAGCUUCAACGUUAGCCAUUACCAUUAUGCCAGAUCGCCUCCUCCAUAGACCACAAAAAAGGUUACUAGCAACACCGAUCCAGUGGAAACAAAACCUUUCUCGUUAAAGUUGAUUCCCUAUUCGCCGCUCCCAGCUGAUGAUGACCGAAUGAUGACGUUAGAAAUUCUUUAUGUAUCGUUCGUCAGCUGGAAAUGAUUGAUUCGUGAUUCUUUCUUGUUCUCGCGAGAACGAUACACGAGAGUUGCGUCCUUAUUGCCAAUGCACGUAGCGCCCUCGGUAUACAUCUCUUCUUCUAGAUACUCCUCAUCUGACGGUAUGAAAACCGAUGCGUUACAUCCUAUUUUGUAUCUCUCUGCACGUUACGUCCUAUUUUGUAUCUCUUUGCUUUUGCUUUUCUUCUGCACAGUGUAAGCUCUGCACUAUAUUUGUUUGAUGCAUAUUCUGAGAAUACAUUGUGAGGUGAAACAUUUUGCAUGUUCGUUCAACACGGUAGCAAAAUAGCAAUAUAGAUUACAAUUAAUUCUUAGUAUGUUUGCUGCCAGCCAUGCAUAAACCGCUGACCAGUCUUCAGAAAACAAACGCAGCGCUGCGCUUGAGUUUAAUUUUCAUCAGCGCGCGCUCAAAGAAAACUCGUAUUCUAUCUUGGUGCGAAGAGCACAAAAUUCAUAAGCACGAAAGCGCAAAAUGUACCCGACGCAGAACCCAGAUACUAAACAUUUCUUCUCUAUACACACACACAUAUACACAUCAAAUUCUAGCGCUCGCUUUGUCUUCGUUCGUUCAAAGCAAAGCAUAAAAACAACAGAGCGCCCCAUUUGAACCGUAUACGCUUGUGUGAAGAAAAAUAUCUCAACAGAGAGAGCAAUCCAGUUUCAAGCGCGCAGUAUAGAAUUUUUUUUUUACGCAAAUUUCAGCGUAAAACUCAACUUAAUACUGGGCGCAAAUCUCUGCGUAAGAACGGUGCUGACAACCAAACAUUUCAUCUGUGUUUCGGAGCGUGCUCAUUCGCCAGAGCGCAUGUGUGCACAAGGAGUGGGAGCUCAACUGGGUACAAAAAUCUUGUUGCGCAUCAGCACCGAGUUGCAUUCUGAAGACUGCCGCUACCAAUCGUGACUGAAAUUUUCAAGCUGCUACCUACACGUACAGCUUCCUCAAACUUUUAAUUAAACAUCCAAGUACAGAAAUAAAAGACAUCAAACCGACGUAAAAAAUGGGUGCCCAUUUCCAUUUCGUUCGAACACAUUUUCUGAAUAUUGUUUACGAGUAAUUUUCAGUAAAUUGUUAAUUUCUUUAUUGUUAUUUUCUUAUUUAAGUUUAUAUAUCGUUCCAUGUUUUUGCUGUGUUUCCUACAUCAAGCCCCUAAUGCAACACCUUUCCAGAAAGUAGAGCCUCGAUGCGCCUAGUCAUAACCACAUACAUCAACAAACAACCAAACCGAAUUCGACUGAUAGGUUAAUCGAGUAUCAAGAAACCUUAGAGCUGAGAACAAUCUUAUCAUGUACACAACAAAAACAAAUUCGUUUGUCUUAUAACUAUCAAGAAACCCAAGUGAAUUAAAGUCCUACAGCAAUAGCUGCAUCCAAAAAGCGUUACAUACCUAAACUAAUCCAACUUACCAGUCAAUAAUAAUGCUGUGGUAGAUAGUAUGAAGUAAAUUGGUAAACUAUGCUCGACCCCAGAGAAAUGAAAUUCUCUCGAUACAAAAACUAUCGAUAUGUGAUACUUGGUCGUCUCAUAAGUAUUGAGGCAGUAUUCUAGUCUAGAAAUUUGAAAAAAAAAUUUAAAAAAAUUCUUCAUAUUUGUGAAGUUUAGGCAAGUUUAGGAUUAUCCGGCGGACUCAAAGUACUUGACGAUGUUGACGGUGGAGCUCCCAGUAUGCACAAACCAUGGAGCGCAGUUAUUUUACUGUUUUCGCAUAACUUCCACAGAUCAACUGAUAGCGCUGUCAAAUUUAGUUUGAAAACCCAUGGGUUACUAUCAUGACGAUGCACAAGUGAUCUCAUCACCAUGUGAUAAGAUAAACGCAUGAAAAAUUGGUAAAAUUUGUCCAUUUUUUCAAUGCAAGUGUUAAGCAGAGAUGCCACAUGUGAAGAAAUAUCAUUCGAUUUACUCUUAAAACAUUUCAAAGUAUGUUGCUGCUGCUGUAUUUUUUUUUUCUUUUUCUAUCAGUAUUAUCGAGACGACUGAGUAUGGCAUGGGCAGGGAAAUACGAGGAAAAAUGAAAGUUUGUAGUGUACAACUUCUAUUGUAGAGCGAUUGAUUAAUAGAUAUAAACUUUAAAAAAUACCGAAUUGAUUUGCACAUGACAAACAAUUGACAAGUAACUCUAUUCUGUGAUCAAACAACAUGAAAACAAACAGAACUUAUAACAAGUGAAUUUUGAUUCUAGCCCCAUAAUUGCAUCCUAGAGUAAUACAACAUAUUAAGUUUCAUCGAAGUCAUUGUAUAACUACUCGUUCCAUCCAUCCAUCAAAUAAUUCCGUUGAUAGUCAAAAUUGGUCUUAGCAUUUAAUAGCAAAUUAUCAUUACGAAUCCACAAACUUACCUUCUUCGAGUAUAUCAAUUCAAAUUCAAUUUUAAUGCGCUGUACAUUAGAAGCUUCCAAUAAUCGAACCAUUUGUUUACACUUAUCGAACGAUUUGAAGUAAAUCUAUCAGGAACAAAAACAAAUAUCCAACCGUAACGAGACCACACACAAAAAAACUAACCAAUGCCUCCCCGAGAGCAGAUCGAUUUCCAUCCCAACAGUAUCAAAUUAAAUGAAUAGUUUCGCACAAACUUUAUUCCACAAAAAUCAGUUUGUGGACUUUCCCAUGGUCCAUGGCUUCCGGUACGCAUUGAUGGUUAGUGCUUACACAGUAAUGCAAACAAACAAACGAACGAAUGAAUGUGGUGGAAGCGAUCGUUUGUUCAAAGCCUUGAGCCUUUCCACGAAUCGUUUUUCGAAAACGAAACAGAAAAUGGUGAUUAAUUAAAGUAUCGUUCUCGCAAAAAAAAAGUAACGACGGCACACACUAAAAGCACACGCGACAGGCGUUGUGCCUAAAACAGAUGAAAAACAAAUACGUUAAAUGAAUUAUUGAGGUUGUGUCAUUUUAGCUGUUAAUAUUGUUGAUUUUAUCGGAUGAUAUUUACAGGAAGGAACGUUGAAGAAACAAUAAUAAAUACAGAAGCCUAAUUGGAGUGAAAAGUAUAAUAAAAAACUGUAAAACACAACGAAAAUUUGUGUUUGGGGCAUUGGAGUUACGGACGGUGAUUCUGUUUUGUUCGUAGCUUUUGAGGGCGUAUCGUACC
Messenger RNA from Toxorhynchites rutilus septentrionalis, 8492 nucleotides. RefSeq lists its product as uncharacterized. The record is from RefSeq and is a predicted model, not a curated record. NCBI's taxonomy places the organism in Eukaryota, Metazoa, Arthropoda, Insecta, Diptera, Culicidae. The transcript has 5 exons. The coding region runs from base 1575 to 2702 and encodes 375 amino acids.